AUGUCAACUGACGAUGGCGGUUGGGUUCCAGAACAUGAAAGUACAGUCAGGACCAAACUGCUACAAAAGGCACGGAAGAGUCCUUUGGUGCCCGUUGGCCUGGUGGGGUUUGUGGUUGUAGCAGCCUAUGGCCUUUACCGAAUGAAGGAAAGAGGGAACAUGAAGAUGUCCAUCCACUUAAUUCACACUCGGGUAGCUGCCCAGGCUUGUGUGGUUGGAGCCAUAACUCUUGGUGCUGUCUGCAGCAUGUACAAAGAGCACUUCACAAAACAGCCUCCCGCUGGACGGCAGCAAUAGACAGGCCGGGGCCAGUCCUGGUUUCUCCCUUUCCUUGAAGGACUCUGAAGACACUUUUGGUCAUCCCAGGAAGGCUGGGAAAUCGAGUCUGUUCUUGCAGAAGAAACAGCACCUGCAAAGUACAUGCCUUCGUUACAGCCGAGCAUUUGUGGAAACACCACUCCCACCUGACA
Sphaerodactylus townsendi is the source of this 470-nucleotide messenger RNA. RefSeq names its product HIG1 hypoxia inducible domain family member 1B (gene HIGD1B). The coding region runs from base 1 to 297 and encodes 98 amino acids. Gene Ontology annotation, cellular component: mitochondrion. The transcript is spliced from 3 exons. Gene Ontology annotation, biological process: mitochondrial respirasome assembly. Lineage: Eukaryota; Metazoa; Chordata; Lepidosauria; Squamata; Sphaerodactylidae. The record is from RefSeq and is a predicted model, not a curated record.